Hydra vulgaris (swiftwater hydra) is the source of this 1666-nucleotide messenger RNA. RefSeq names its product monoacylglycerol lipase abhd6-B. The record is from RefSeq and is a predicted model, not a curated record. Lineage: Eukaryota; Metazoa; Cnidaria; Hydrozoa; Anthoathecata; Hydridae. Gene Ontology annotation, cellular component: mitochondrion. Gene Ontology annotation, molecular function: monoacylglycerol lipase activity. Gene Ontology annotation, biological process: acylglycerol catabolic process.
UAGAAAAGAAAAUGUAUUAUUUUGUGUUGGCUGUAUUAGUUUUACUUCUGUCAUCAUUAUGGAUGUUCCCAAUAGCUGUGUUUCAAUUUUUAUUGAGGUUGCUUGUAUUUUUUUCACCAUUUAAACAAAAAUCAAUCAGACUAGAAGAUGGUAAACACUGUGCUUAUGUUGAAAAAGGGUGUAAAAAGAGUAGUAAGGUAACAGUAUUGUUACUUCAUGGAUUUACAGCAUCAUAUGUUGCCUAUUUGGAAUUGGGAAAAAUGUUUCCAAAAUCAUAUCAUGUUAUAGCGGUAGAUUGGCUUAAUCAUGGUAAUUCUACUCAAAUAAAGCAACUAGUUACAGUUGAAGAUGUUGUAAACUUUAUUCAUAUGUUUGUCAAAGAAGCUGGUCUUUUCAGUAGAAAACUUCAUAUUGUUGGUCAUUCAACAGGUGGAUUUGUUGCUGUGCAUUAUGCAAUAAAACAUCCUCAAGAAUGCGCCUCUAUCUCAUUGUUAUCUCCAUUGGGUGUUUUAACAAAUGUAGUUCUAGAGUUAAACAGUUUUUGUUCACCCAAGAAUAAUAAAGAGUUUGAGGAAUUAUUGUCUAUUGUCUAUAAUGGCAAACCAAAAAUGUUACCACCAAUUUUAAUGAAUGCUGCAAGACUUCAUCGAUGUUCAAUGGCAGAAUCUCAUGUCCAAGUGUACAAUGGUUUUAUCAAAGAUGCAAAGUUUUCAACAGAUGACAUGAAGAAGAUAUCAGACAUACCAUCAAUUUUAAUUUGGGGAGAUAAUGAUAGGUUGCUUCCUUCAGAUGUCGGUAUAAAAUUUUUCAAAGAACACUCUCAACAAACCGAAAUUCAUAUUUUGAAGGGCAGUGGACACAUGAUUAUUGAAACGGAUGUUAAGAAAGUGCAUGAUUUAUUGAAUUGUUGGUUUGAAAAGAAUUCUGUGUAACUUUUUGUGUAAAUUUUGGAUAAUUGCUUUAGCUUUUUUGUAUAAGUAAAUUUCUUUUUUUUUUUUUUUUCCCCUUCGUAGGAAUUUUUUCAUUAAAUUGUAAAAAUUGUAGGUGUCAACUGUUUUUUUUUUUUAGUAUGUUCAUAGUUAAUAAACUAAAACUUAUUAUAUGAAUUGCGAAAUCUAUUUUGUAAACUUAAAUACUCUCUUUUAAAUCUGAAAGUUUGUCAAAACCAGAAGAAGUUGAAUUCUGUUAACUUUUGAAUUUGAAAAAGGAUUUGAAGAAUGAAAAUAAAAAAGAAAGUUAAAGUGAAACUUUUUUUAUCUUUUGCUUGUUUAUUGCUCAACUCAAAUACUCCGCUGACGUCAUUUGAGGUUCGAGUUUACGGAAUUUUACUUGAGCAUCGGUGUUUGUUUGAUUUACAAUAAUACUUCAUCAUGCGGGCCGUACCGACGAGGGUGUUUAAAUCCCCCCCCCCCCCCCCAAAAAUUCAAAAUAUUUUGUCCGUAAAUUGACAGAUUUUAGAAGUUGUCGGUGUAAAAUAAAAUUUUAUUUCUUAAAAAAAAAAAAUGGUUAUCGGUAAAAUUCGAUUUUGUACAGUUACACCCCCUUUUCUCACGUCUUUGUCGUUUAGUAAGGUCUUGCCAUAAUGGAGUAUUUCUUUUUAUCCGUUUUAUUGUUUGCUGUUAAAUUUAGGUAGUUAAACAAAUUUUUGAUAAAAUAUUUUGUCAGA